Molecule: messenger RNA, 1626 nt
Organism: Aedes albopictus (Asian tiger mosquito)
Lineage: Eukaryota; Metazoa; Arthropoda; Insecta; Diptera; Culicidae
Exons: 1
Coding region: 1-1626 (541 amino acids)
Source: RefSeq, a predicted model, not a curated record
AUGACUGCGUCGCUCACAACAGUGCUGUAUCGUUUCCGGCAACGACAAAUUGCCAUAGCAGGUGACAUCAGGGAGAUGUUUCACCAGAUCCAAAUUCGUCCACAAGAUCGUCAAGCCCACAGAUUUUUAUGGCGAGAUGAACGUGGUGAAACGAGUAAGCAAUACGUCAUGGAUGUGGCAACCUUCGGGUCGACCUGCUCACCUUCGUCGGCCCAAUACAUUAAAAACAGGAAUGCUGAAGAGUGGAGCGAACAGUACCCGGAGGCUGCGGUAGCCAUCAUAGAGUGUCAUUACGUCGAUGACUAUCUGGACAGUCUGGAUUGCGAGGAAGAAGCUGUUCAACUGGCGCUCGAUGUGAAGACCGUUCACGCUAAGGCCGGAUUUGAUAUGCGGAAUUGGCUAUCAAACUCAGAGCUGGUCGUUCAACGGGUCGGGGAUCCGGGCCAGCAGGUUACGAAGAGUUUCACAGUCGGCAAAAGUUCGGAGACUGAAAGGGUGCUGGGAAUGAGUUGGACACCGAAGGAGGACACUUUCACUUUCGCUGUGCAUUUUCGGAGCGACAUCCAAUCGUUGAUCAGUGGCACGAGCGUGCCAACCAAACGCCAAGUUCUGCGGGCCGUCAUGAGUGUUCUCGACCCCCUGGGAUUAGUCGCGGUGUUCGUGAUCCACGGAAAGUGCUUGGUGAAAGACAUUUGGCGGACCAAAAUUGGUUGGGAUGAUCCAAUUCCCGAGAAACUCCACGAAACUUGGCGUCGAUGGAUUCAAGUUCUUCAACAGCUACCUCAACUCGAACUACCACGAUGCUACUUUCCAAACUACAGUGUCGGCAGUCUUCGGAGUCUACAGCUUCAUGUGUUUAUGGAUGCCAGCGAGACGGCCUACUCUUGCGUCGCUUACUUCCGGAUUGAGGAUCAGGAAAGGGGAUUCCGAUGCGUGCUAGUUUCGUCCCAGACAAAGGUGGCUCCGCUAAAACCGCUGUCAAUACCACGUUUGGAGCUCCAGGCGGCAGUCAUUGGUACACGACUGAUGAAGUCCAUCCAGCAGACCCACACGCUGCUUAUCUGCCGACGAGUUAUUUGGAGCGAUUCAAGGACCGUCCUAUCAUGGAUCCAAUCAGAUCAACGGAAUUACCGGCAGUUUGUUGCGUUUCGGAUAGGCGAGAUCUUGGAGGAGACCAAAUUGGAAGAAUGGAGAUGGAUUCCAUCGCGCUUCAACGUCGCUGACGAAGCGACAAAAUGGGGAAAUGGACCAAACCUACGCGAGAACAGCCGAUGGUUCUGUGGACCAGAGUUCCUAUGCAAAGAAGAAUCGGAGUGGCCGAAACAGGAGCUCCCGGAAGCAGAUACAGCGGAAGAACAACGACCAGUGAACGCGCACCAUCGAGCGGCAGAGGAACCACUCGUCGACUUCAGACGAUUUUCCAGUCUUCAACGUUUGGUUAGAACGGUUGCUUAUGUGCGUCGUUUCAUUGCUAUCGCUAGAGGAAGAUUCGUUGCUGAAGCUCCUGCAUCUGCAAUAUUGUCUCGCCAAGAGAUUCAGGAAGCGGAGUUUACACGGGUUUACGUUGGGUUCAAGCGGAGGUUUACCCCGAUGAAUUGCAUACGCUUCGUGCCAAUCAGCAGCUAG